AUGCAAUUAAUUUUAGCUGGUAUACUUCCAUUUACAAAUUUUGAUAACAAUCUUAUCUCUCUUCCUGAAGAAGCUAACUCUCUGCCUGAAGAAGCUGAAUUGGAAGCAGAAAUUAUAGACCUUAUUGAAUGCUUACCAAUUAAUGUUCCUCUAAGUAUACAAGAAUAUAUUGAGAUUGAUAAUUAUAUGAAUAUUGAGGAAGAUUUAAGUAUUGAUAAUAUUGUCGAUAUAGUAAAUGGCCAAGAUGAGAGUGAAUCGGAAGGAGAAAAAGAAGAAGAAAUAGUAAAAUUGGGGAUGCAAUUGUAG
This is a messenger RNA of Racocetra fulgida, 306 nucleotides long. Lineage: Eukaryota; Fungi; Glomeromycota; Glomeromycetes; Diversisporales; Gigasporaceae. The record is from the annotation of a GenBank genome assembly.